Messenger RNA from Nothobranchius furzeri (turquoise killifish), 6773 nucleotides. It is a transcript of the gene scaper, whose product is annotated as S-phase cyclin A-associated protein in the ER. The record is from RefSeq and is a predicted model, not a curated record. Gene Ontology annotation, molecular function: zinc ion binding; nucleic acid binding. Lineage: Eukaryota; Metazoa; Chordata; Actinopteri; Cyprinodontiformes; Nothobranchiidae.
GCAGGGUCAGCGUGGUUGUCAGCAACAGAUUUUUCGAAUCAAGAUGGCUUUACGGUUUUAUCCCUUACCCCGACUUGCUACCGUGAGCUGUCUGGAGCAUCUCUAGCUUCCAAGUCUUCAUUAAACCUCUGCUUUUGCAGCCUUCCCUGGUCUUUAAGAAGUUACAAUUUUUUUUUGUGUGCUUAAUAGGUGUAUAUUGUUGGAAAUAAGAUUUUCAUCAUCAUAGAUUAACACUUUUGUAAAGUAAAAUAAUAAAAUAUGAGCUUCUUCCAAUUGAUCAGUUAUUAAAUUGUGGAGGAACAGAGAAUAGAUGGCCUCAAAUUAAACACAUCAGCAAAUAUACAUUAAAAUACAUUUCCAAAGAGAUCGGUUGGUUUUUAAAGCAGUUUUUAUUCCAAAAACAAAAUAAUCAAGUCUUUCACUGCAUUUUUGCAAUACAACAUUUUGGCAAACACACACAAAGAGAGAUGCAGCAUCUUUUAUUUCCAAUUUGGUUUCUACACUGAUGAACACCAAAAGUAUCCAUAAGCAAUUUAAUCUAAUGAUAUCAUUACUGUACUGCCAGCUGCAUUUGUAUGUAAAAUCAUAACAUUUUACUACACACUGUCAGCAAACCAUGACUGAUUUUUAUUCAAGCAUAACUUUGUUUCAUUUUCUUAUUUAAACUGGGUAAGUGCUUAGAUGACCUGUUAAGAAUGUCCUGCAAAGUUGGGUUUGCAUAAAGAAACUCAAAAACUUGAGAUUGCUCAUUUAAACCUUAGAAACCCAGCAAAGAUUGAACAAAACAAUUCGUAUCCUUACUGAACCAUUGGAGCUUGUUUUAAAACAGUCUCAUUUAUCCUUGCUCUAAACAAUGAGGUGCUGUCCUCGUGCAACCCCCCCCAUAACAGUGAACAGCUGUUCACACAUUUGGAGGUGUUGUACAAACACUGUAGAUUUCACCAAAUUGUCACCUUCUGUUCUGAUAUUUAUGUUUUUUAUCUACAUAUCCUGAUGUUCACCCACAGGUUGAACAGAUGCAUUUAUUUCACUAUCUACCCCCACUAACUUCAUUAUUUUUUUAAUAGAACUUAAACAAGUGGGGAAACGUGCAUUGUUUUUAUUGUUCUGCUUUGCACUUGUAUAGCUUUGGGUCCAGGGCAUGACUCUGUUGUUAAUGCAUUGUGUGAGAGCACCCUGUUACCCUGCAGUGACUCUCAUCACUGGUAGAAAAGUAUGGGGGGGGCAGAGGGGCAGGCCUGCUGCGUGCACAUGACUGCGCAGCAUUGUGGCAGAAGGAGAGUGAGAGAUGAGAAACGGAGGGAGCGAGGGAUCCGAUGCAGAUCUGGGAGAGAAGAGACGAGGAGCUGUAAAUUUAGGAAGCUGCACACACUGAAGCGUGCAGAAGAGACAGGCAGCAAAUCGGGCCUAAGAAGUGGUUGCUAACUCAGCAGAGUGGUGAGAGCUACGGCAAGAUUACAGAAAUGACUCCGGACAGAGCGGUCUGAGUGAAAGGGAGCAGUGAUGGGCUAUUGAGAGCUUGUCUCUCUGUCGUCUUUUGACAGAGGAGUUGGCACAGCUGGGCAAGUUGCUAUAGCAGUGCGGACGAUACAGUAGGCAUCUAUUUUGGUCCUGCUGUCAGACAACGAUGUCACCUUGGACAUGUGGCGGCGCUGGUUAGAGGGAACAGGUUGCAUGAAGUGGGCUGCUAAGUAUGUCAGGAGUGGAUAAAGACGAGGAGCCUGCUUACAGACUGUGCUUCUACUCUGCCUCUUUUCAGCGCUCCAACAGUCACGACAAAGUGAGAAAAAUCGUAGCAGAAGAAGGUCGUGCUGCUCGGAACCUCAUUGCCUGGAGUGUCCCUCUGGAGAACAAAGAGGAAGAAGUAAAGUCCAAAGGCAACUCCAGUGGCAAUUCCAGGUCACAGAGGAUCAAUGCUGGACAACAUAAGAAUAAAAAACAGAAUGCUGGUGUGGAAGGUAAAGGCACAUCUGGAUCUCCAUUGGACAAAGGGUCUGACAAGAGCCCCACAAAAGUCAGACAGCCACGCAAAGUUGACCUUCGAGCGCGGUACUGGGCCUUCCUCUUUGAGAACCUGCGUCGGGCGGUGGAUGAGAUUUAUGUCACAUGUGAAUCUGACCAGAGCGUCCUAGAAUGCAAGGAGGUGUUGAUGAUGCUGGACAACUAUGUUCGGGACUUCAAAGCUCUUAUAGACUGGAUCCAGCUUCAAGAGAAGCUAGAGAAAACGGACGCCCAGAACAGACCCACUUCUUUAGCCUGGGAGGUGCGGAAGAUGUCUCCUGGACGUCACGUGAUGCCAAGCCCCACUUCAGACAGAAUAGCACCUUCUCCGGGUGCACGGCGCAACUUCAACUUUGGUGGUCCUCCAUCAACGCUGGCUGCAGCUCGGCUCUCCCACACUGGUCCCAGCUGGGCAGACAGAGUAAAGUGCACUCAAGCCACCCAAAGCUCGAGUCAACCGACCGCAUCCCCAGCAGAAAAACCCAGUAAAAAAGAUGCAGAAGGCUGGGAAACUGUACAGCGCGGUCGCACGGCCAAACCUCGCUCUGCUACCAUGGUUUCCAAGGUCGGUCCUAAUCUGGCUCACAACGCUCCAAAACAGGACUUCGUCAAGUCCAACUGGUCACGACAACCGCCACAGGAAGAGCGGCAGCUGCGGCCUGAGCGUCCCCUCAACACAAACGAGACCCAGCACGAUCCUGAACAGCUAGUCCCCGCGAAGCCAGCCCCCCUGAAGGAGGCCGAACAUCCAGAGAAUGGACAAAUAAUGGAGCCCCCAGCAGAGAGUGCACAAGCCUCAGAGCAGUGUGUCGACGCAUCCUGUGAAGAUGUGCAACCCUCCAUAACAUCCCUUACUCCAUCCCAAGCCCCAGAGUGCACCCAGUCCAAUGCGGCAGCCCUCCCCACAGACAUUACCAUAUCAGAGCCGGUCACAUCUCCGCCCAUUACAGCAUCCGUAGACCCACACCAGACGGGUGGGCUCGGUACUCCGGUGGCCUGUGGGGAUGCCGAGGCCGAGGGGGGCGCAUCACAGGGCAUGGCAACAUCUGCUGCAGGACAGGCUGAGACUCCCAUGGCACCGGUGAAACUGGAGAGCGUGCUGGACCCCACAGAGCUUUCCACUCCUCAGUCCAUGGCAGAAGUCCUGGCCAAGAAAGAGGAGCUGGCUGACCGACUGGAGAAAGCCAAUGAAGAGGCCAUCGCCAGCGCCAUUGCCGAGGAAGAGCAGCUGACCAGAGAGAUUCAAGCGGAAAAUAAUGACUUGGAAACUGACAACGAAAGUUACUUCUCUGGUGGCAUCAGUGGUGGAAGUUACAGUGGGAAUAUGGAUUGGAGCGAAAUGUUGGCUGAUUUUGAUGCUCGGGAGUCGUGGCGUCAGAGUACCUCCUGGGGUGACAUGGUGGAAGAAGAACCUUCUAGGCCUCCUGGACAUGGGAUCCAUAUGCAUGAAAAACUAUCCUCACCAUCACGCAAAAGAACCAUUGCAGAGUCAAAGAAGAAACACGAGGAGAAGCAACUCAAGGCGCAGCAGCUGAGGGACAAACUUCGUGAAGAAAAGACUCUCAAAUUGCAAAAGCUCAUGGAGAGGGAGAAGGACGUGCGGAAGUGGAAAGAAGAGUUGUUGGAGCAGCGUCGGCGGAUGAUGGACGAAAAGCUGCUGCACGCCGAGUUUAAGAGGGAGCUGCAGCUCCAGGCGAUUGUUAAAAAAGCUCAAGAAGAAGAAGCUAAGGUGAAUGAAAUCGCUUUCAUCAACACUUUGGAAGCCCAAAAUAAGAGGCACGAUGCCCUGGCCAAGUUAAGUGAGUAUGAACUGCGUCUUAAUGAACUUCAGGAAGAGAGACAGAGGAGACAGGAGGAGAAACAGGCCAGAGAUGAGGCUGUUCAGGAGCGUAAACGCGUUUUGGAAGCAGAGCGGCAGGCUCGAGUGGAGGAGCUGCUGAUACGGAGGAAAGAACAGGAGGCUCGUAUUGAGCAUCAGAGGCAGGAAAAAGAGAAAGCUCGGGAGGAUGCAGCGCGGGAAAGAGCCAGAGAUCGAGAGGAGCGCCUGGCUGCUCUCAGCGCAGCCCAGCAAGAGGCCAUGGAGGAGCUGCAGAAGAAAAUUCAAAUGAAGCACGACGAGAGCAGCCGUCGGCAUAUGGAGCAGAUCGAGCAGAGGAAAGAGAAGGCUGCUGAGCUCAGCAGCGGUCGGCAUGCUAACACAGACUACGCCCCCAAACUAACACCAUACGAGCGCAAGAAACAGUGCUCGCUGUGUGGCAUCGUGAUCACCUCAGAGGUGCACCUGUUCAGCCACACCAAAGGCAAGAGGCACCAACAGGCCGUGCGAGACAGUAGCAGCAUCCAGGGACGGGAGCUCUCAGAUGAGGAAGUGGAGCAUCUUUCGUUGAAGAAAUACAUUGUGGAUAUUUUGACGGACAGCUCUGUUUCGUCUGAGAGUGUGAAGGAUGGAGAGGAGCGCCAGAAAGCAAGAAAGAGAGCAAAGAAGCUCCGAGCCAGGAUGAACUCCAGAGCAAAGGAAUAUGAAACGUCAUUGGAGGCAAAGAAUCAAGUCUCAGACUCUCCAUACAAAGCCAAGUUGCAGCGUUUAGUGAAAGACCUUCUGAAGCAGCUGCAGGGCCAAGAUGGUGGGCAGUGGGCCAACACCAAAGCCUCUGGUCUAGACAGAACUCUUGGAGAGAUCUCCCGCAUCUUAGAAAAACAGAACAAUGCAGACCAAGUGGCCUUCCAAGUGGGUGGUGGCCUGUCCGCUUUGGAACAAAUUUUGCAAGUCAUCUCUGCUGCUUCUACGCCCACCGCAGUCCCCCGUAUUCCUCUCAAAUCUCUCUGUGCUGCUGCUAACGUCUACUAUCUAGCAUGUUCCAACUGCUCCUUCAACUGCUGCUACGUGCUGUUCAGCAACAAGAUAGUCUACCUCAUGGACCUGCUGCUUCAUCAGCUGACGCUGUACGUUCCAGAUGAAGACAAGUCAAUUUUUGGUCGAUCUGUGAACAAACAAGUCUUUGAAGGUCUGACAACAGGCCUGCUUCAGACCAUUGCCACCAUCUUGGAUUCCCUGUGGCCGUUCCUUUCUGAAUCAGGGCAAACCGAGAACCCAUGGAUCCCCUCCUCAGAUUCCAAGGUCAAGAGCUCCGCCGCAGAGUCCGUUAACACUCGUGCUCAGGAUCUAAUCAGCUACGUGGUAAAUGUGGGGUUGAUUGACAAGCUGUAUGGGUGCUUUUUAUCCGUCCAAAGCCCCGUAGACGAGCACCCCAAGAUGUCCGCCUUCCUCCAGCAAGCCUCAGCUCUGCUGCACAGCAUGUGUAAACUCUGCUUUGUCUUAACUGGACGUGCUCCUAGUAUAUUCGACAACAAACGCCAGGAUCCAACUGGACUCGCAGCCCUUCUGCAAUCUACUGACCUUGUGGGAGUGGUGCACACUCUGUAUUGUAUCCUCCUGCACAGUUUCUCACCAGAGUCUGCUUCCCAGAGUCAGGAGCCCUACAGCCUCGAGGUCAUCCAGGUGGCUCUGCAGGGCAUCCGCUUCCUCAACAGCUUUGCCCUUCUUGACCUGUCUGCCUUCCAGUCCGUUCUAGGUGCUGAGGGCCUGUCUUUAGCUUUCCGACACAUCAUCAGCUCUUUGCUGUGGUACUGCGCCCAACAUUCAUCAGAAGAGCUGCUGCACGAAGUCAUCAUCUGUGUGGGGUACUUCACAGUUAACCAUCCUGACAACCAGGUGAUUGUGCAGUCUGGCCGCCAGCCCAGCGUUUUACAGAAACUGUGUCAGUUGCCCUUCCAAUACUUCAGCCACCCACACCUCAUCAGAGUGCUGUUUCCCACCCUGAUCUCAGCCUGCUACAACAACUCUCAAAACAAGGUCAUCCUGCAGCAGGAGAUGAGCUGCGUGCUCCUGGCCACGUUCAUUCAGGACUGUGCCACAAAUGAGAAGGAUUCAGAUGGUAAAUCCAGUAAAGCAGUUUCCCAGUGGCUGUUGGAUUACUGUGAAUUGUCCAACCGCUUUCCAAGAGAUCAGUGGGAUUCCGCGUUGCAGUUUUUUCUCAAGAAGCAGGAGUGAUGGAGCCGACCUCAGAAAUAAAUUAAAAAGCACAGUUUAAACACUACAAGGUGUGGGGGAACUUAGUUUGUUUCUGAAUUUAGGUUUUUAUCCGAAAAGGAUGUUCAGACUUUGUUAAUGUGACGCCUAAGCGUUGUUGUUAAAGAAUUAUUUGCACAAAUUGCUUUUUUUUUUUAUUAUUAUUGUUCAUUAGAUUUAAAACACACUAGUCUAGUUUCUGUGUGGGGAAAAACGUUUGUUCCUGUUGUCCUGUUGAUAAUAAUAAAACAUUUACCUAAACUGUUAUUUAUACAUUGCCAAACAUUUUCAUGAGCACUGUGUUAUUUAUUGUAUUUGGCUGCAUAUUUGAAUGUUAAUAAACAUUUCUGUAGUCUUUACAGUGCCACUUUCUGGUUAAAAUAUUCAGAGUUAAACUUUUUUUUUAUUUUAAGGAGCAUUUACAAAUUAAUAUAAUUUAAGUUGUUUGCAAAAAUUACGUGUUUACUGUGUUCAAUUCUUGCUUUUCUGGCCAGUUAAAAGAGCCAAUGCUGAACACAACUGUUUCUCUCCUCUUUAUGCAGUUAUUUGCCUGAUUCAGUUUCACAGAAAUGUGGAGGAAAAAAGCACCUUUAUGGUUAAAAUCUGAAACAUGUUCUCAUAACUUCAGUUUUUUUUUUCUGUAUUUAAACAUUUAAUUCAGCAUUUUGACAUCUAAAAUAAAGUUCUUUUUUCAUCACUAAAA